CCCGCCCGCGCCGCGGGGGAAAAUGACAUCGCGGAGAUGGUUUCAUCCAAAUAUUACUGGGGUGGAGGCAGAAAACCUACUGUUAACAAGAGGAGUUGAUGGCAGUUUUCUGGCACGUCCCAGCAAAAGUAACCCAGGAGACUUUACGCUCUCUGUUAGACGAACUGGAGCUGUCACCCACAUCAAGAUCCAGAACACAGGGGACUACUAUGAUCUCUAUGGAGGAGAGAAGUUUGCUACGUUGGCUGAGUUAGUCCAGUAUUAUAUGGAACAUCAUGGGCAGCUCAAAGAAAAGAAUGGAGAUGUUAUAGAGUUGAAAUAUCCACUGAACUGUGCUGAUCCUACAUCUGAAAGGUGGUUCCAUGGGCAUCUCUCUGGAAGAGAAGCUGAAAAGCUAUUAACUGAGAAAGGAAAACAUGGAAGCUUUCUCGUGCGCGAGAGCCAAAGCCACCCUGGGGACUUUGUUCUUUCUGUCCGGACGGGAGAUGAUAAAGGAGAGAGCAAUGAUGGGAAAUCUAAAGUGACGCAUGUCAUGAUUCACUGCCAGGAGCUAAAAUAUGAUGUCGGUGGAGGAGAGAAAUUUGACUCUCUGACAGAUCUGGUGGAACAUUAUAAGAAAAAUCCCAUGGUGGAAACUUUGGGCACAGUAUUGCAACUCAAACAGCCUUUGAACACCACCCGUAUUAAUGCUGCAGAGAUCGAAAGCCGAGUGCGGGAGCUAAGCAAGCUAGCAGAGACUACGGAUAAAGUCAAGCAGGGCUUCUGGGAAGAAUUUGAGACUUUACAACAGCAAGAAUGUAAACUUCUAUAUAGUCGCAAAGAAGGUCAGAGACAAGAGAACAAGAACAAAAAUAGAUACAAAAACAUUUUACCCUUUGAUCAUACCAGAGUUGUUCUACAUGAUGGUGAUCCAAACGAACCAGUUUCAGACUAUAUCAAUGCUAAUAUUAUUAUGCCUGAAUUUGAAACAAAGUGCAACAACUCAAAGCCAAAAAAAAGCUACAUUGCUACUCAAGGCUGCCUACAGAAUACAGUGAAUGAUUUUUGGAGAAUGGUGUUCCAGGAAAAUUCUCGAGUUAUUGUUAUGACAACAAAAGAAGUUGAAAGAGGAAAGAGUAAAUGUGUCAAGUACUGGCCUGAUGAAUAUUCCCUAAAGGAGUACGGYGUUAUGCGUGUUAGGAAUGUUAAGGAGAGCGCAGCACAUGAUUACACGCUACGAGAACUCAAGCUCUCCAAGGUUGGGCAAGGAAACACAGAGAGAACGGUCUGGCAGUAUCACUUCCGAACCUGGCCUGAUCAUGGAGUGCCAAGUGACCCCGGUGGCGUGCUAGACUUUCUAGAAGAGGUGCAUCACAAGCAGGAGAGCAUUUCUGAUGCAGGGCCAGUUGUGGUCCACUGCAGUGCUGGAAUCGGACGAACCGGGACUUUCAUUGUGAUUGAUAUUCUUAUUGACAUAAUCAGAGAAAAAGGUGUGGACUGUGACAUUGAUGUUCCAAAGACCAUUCAGAUGGUGAGGUCGCAGCGAUCAGGAAUGGUUCAAACAGAAGCACAGUACAGGUUUAUCUACAUGGCAGUGCAGCACUACAUUGAAACGUUACAGCGCAGAAUUGAAGAGGAGCAGAAGAGUAAGAGAAAAGGUCACGAAUACACAAACAUUAAAUAUUCUUUAUCGGACCAGACAAGUGGGGAUCAGAGCCCUCUUCCACCCUGUACCCCGACCCCAACAUGUCCAGAAAUGAGAGAAGAUAGUGCUAGAGUAUAUGAAAAUGUGGGGCUGAUGCAACAGCAGAAAAGUUUCAGAUGAGAAGAUAUCCAGGCGCUUCCAUGAAGAGACGGAAAUGAACAUGGCUUUUUAAAAAGGUCAAGAAAGAGAUGGAAGAAGCUUCAUGUGAAUGGUGAACUUUGAAGGCUUGGUACCUUUUUAUUUAUGGUUUUAUCCUUCAACAGUAGACCCAACGUAAAACCAUCUAAAGAUUGUUUAUAUCCUUUCUCUCCGAUACCUGAUUUACAAUUGCUCAUCUUCCAAAUAAAAGGAAAUCCUGUCUACAACGUAGACAGCGACGCUGUAGAAUCAUUUGGAAUCCAGCAAGCUGUUGGACUGUCAUCCAUCUGUUUUUUAAAUAGUGUUUUUGUUUCACAAUAUGGCUAUUAGUAAUUUCGUACUUGAGCAGUUGUGGGAUUUUGGGGGCUGGGGGUGGGAGAGCAAUGAAAUGGGUAAAUCCGUUACAUUUAUGUAAAAUACUGAUGGGAACAAUACUUGAUUGAAAACAGUGGAUCACCUGUGUGAAUAGAAUCAGCUACAUGGUAAAAUUAGUCCUAAUACAUUUCAAACUGAGUUGCAUAGGGGUGAGCAGUUGCAGAUAUGAAGGUGCUUUUUGUGAUAAGUGAUAAGGGUGUGUGUUUUUUUUUUUAUCACAACUUAGCUGAGUGGUUGGACAGGCUAUUUCUGAGCAACUAUGUGAGGAAGCCUUUACAUCAAACAAAACCUUUUUCAUGUGACCUCUACCCGAAAUAGGAAUUUGCCGUCUCUCUCAAAGGGCACAGUGGCCCAGCAGUCUGUAAGGGCACUGUCUAUGUUAAUUUGUCUGUGUUYAUCUAUUAAGCAAGAGAUUGGACUAGUAGAAUUAAGGUAUUCUAGCAAGCUGUACCAUGACACCUUGACAGAAUAUUAAAAAUGGAGGGAAAUGACCCACUCUGCAGGUUAUUACCUUAAUUUAAGGUAACCCUCUUGGCCCUUCCACAGAGGAGGUGGAAGUUACUGGGGCCUUUGGUUUUUUUAGUAAGGCCCUAUGCUAGCUUAGGGGGCUAAACCAGAGCUUUUUGGGGGAAAGCAGCGUAUUGAAGCUAACGAUGGGCUGAAACCGCAGAGCUGCAAGGGAAGAGCACGGGCAGCAGGGGCCUGUUCUGGCCCGCGUGUCAGGCAGGAGUUUACACCCGCUCUACCUGAAGUGCCUUUCAGAGCCACAUCGAAUUUGCUGUCCCUGGUAGCUGAAGAACCACGUGCAUCUGAAACCACUUCUGCUUGUCAGUGAAGCAGGUUCCCCUUCUAGAGGYGCUGGAAGGGCGGGUUGCUCUUGGGCAGCCGGGUAGCUGGUUUAUUUGCUUUAUUUGCUUUGUCCUGUUGUCUGGACCAGAAGCUUCCCUCGAAGAUAUAACUGCAUGUGUGGAUCCGAGGCAGAAYUGGUCCCUAGGAGUAGGUACCAAUGGUGUCUUACCAAUGUCUUUCCCUUGUUUGGGGGGAAAUUCUGUGAUUUAGGUAGCGUUAAGGAACUAUUGCCAUUUUCAUACAGCGUGUGCAGGUGGUGAGUACUGCAUUAAAUCGCUGUGUGCAGGGGUGCAGGGCCAAUGAAACUGCAUUAUUGGCCUUACUGAAAUUAUGCUAACGCCUGGAAUGUAAUUAAUGCAGCUUUGUGAAAGGUUAAUUGGGAGAUUACAUUACCUUUUCCUGAGAGUGCUUUGCAAAAUCAAAUAUUUGAACACUUUGUUUGAACUGAAUGAAGGUGCUUUUUUGAUGUUAAGCAGAAUUUUUGUUACUUUGCUUUGUGUCCUUUUUGUCUUUCGAGGUUUGGGUUUUUCUUCUCGAAUUCUUGGUUUUUUUUGGAACUGCUGUCACCAGCAUACCAUAAUGAGUUUUAAUGUCAUAGCCUCUAGUCUAACCGUAAAUAUUUGUGCCCUUUCUAGAUCUAAAAUUUCUGUCACCAUGAGAGAAAAAUCUGGCUGUUCGGUAGCGAGAUACCUAUUCUGCAUUGCCACCCUCCCGUCCCGUCCCUAUUUACGGCUUUAUCCUGCUCAAAGGGAUCACUUAAGGGUUGCUAUUGGUACAGAGCCAUUUGACCACAGUCUAAAUAGUUGUUUAAAGCACGGUAGACUUGCACAAACCCUACACUUCAUACGUUACAGCAAGGUGGAAUGCGUGUUCAGUCUGGAACCCAUCUGCACCAACAUGGAAAGUCAGGAAAACAAGAGAAGGAUCCUGAAYGAAUCCGAGCUCCGUUAGUGGGAUAUGUCUUAAGAUUGAUCUGUGCAAGCAGCAGUCAGUUAUAUAGCCAGCAAAAUUGCUUUUCAUGACCUCAUUUGUGGCUGUUUCGAACUUGUCUCCGUAAGAAUUUGUUCUUGGAAGCGGGGAACUCGUGCUCCAGAAUACGGAUUAAUCCUGGGGAGCGCAUGGUGGAAGAAUGGCAAUGGCAAAGGAGGGGAACGAGCUGCAAGGCUGUGAAUAACUAACUCUGAUUCUCUUUACCUGGAGUGUUAGGCCCUGCUGAAAACCAAAGGCAGCUUUGGCGAGGUGAAGUCUGCCAGCCUUUCAUGCAUAGGCGAGAGGGGUAAUUUUUAGAGCUUUUAAAAAUAAUUUUAAACAAUGGUUGGGUUUUAUGACAGGCGAAGCAAGAGAGAUAAAUGCCUUUUGGUUCAGGGGAGAUAAGUGAAUAUGUGGGUUUCGUGUAUUUCUAGUGAGCUUUUAGAGAAUAAAUUGAAGCAUUGAUCUGCAAGCCGUUGCUGGAACAGUGGGAUGGAAAAGGGAUGCAGCUCCCAAGUGCUCUGCUGCAGAAGACUUUAUCAACCACAAGGGAAAUGUUAACACAGCUCCUAAGGCACAAUAAUUUAUGCCAGCAUGAUUUUGCUGCAGACUUGAUUUACUGAAUGUUUUAUAGUGUACACUUUAAUUUCAGCUAACUCGUUGGGACUGAUUGGUUCGCCUAUUAAUCCUGACCAAACUUUACUUUUUCCUCUUAAGGUAUGUGUUGGAAACACAAUUAACGUCAUUAGCUGCAUCCUAGUUAAAACCUCUUUCCUUUUUCAUUGUAGGGAUGGGGAAGGUCAGCUGGUACUAGGAUGUAUUGUCAGUUUUUUUUUUUCACCCAUAACUUCAUUAUUUCAAAUUAAUUUUUAAUUUCUCCCUUUUAAAUAGUGAAACGUAAUUAAUUAUUUCAARCCUGUUUAUUUAUGACAUUAUUGUGAUUUUUUUUUUAUUACAGUACUAAAGACUAAUGAAAAAGGAUCCUCUUAUUAGGUGGAGUAGACCUUGCA
Nothoprocta perdicaria is the source of this 5025-nucleotide messenger RNA. RefSeq names its product protein tyrosine phosphatase, non-receptor type 11 (gene PTPN11). The transcript is spliced from 16 exons. Gene Ontology annotation, molecular function: protein tyrosine phosphatase activity. Lineage: Eukaryota; Metazoa; Chordata; Aves; Tinamiformes; Tinamidae. The record is from RefSeq and is a predicted model, not a curated record. Gene Ontology annotation, biological process: protein dephosphorylation. Bases 23 to 1804 code for a protein of 593 amino acids.